UCAUUCCGAAAUAGUAGAAACUUUCUCACUACUCGGAGUCGGGCGCGUCCCACCAGCAGGCGGCACUCACCAGAGGGCAGAGACGGAGUAUCAAAUAUUGAAAGCGAAACGGAGAGUCCCAAACCUGAAGUCCUGAACUGAACGAAAAUGGCGAACAGUCUCGCUCUCGCAAACAGAGCAUCGGCCGAUCGGAGCCUAAGCUUCUUGAGGCUCUCAUUGAACUUCCUCAGAGGCUUUAGCACUUCUCCUCCUUCUACCCAAAACCCUAGCUCUUCUUCGUCCACGGCCUCCUCCAAGAAACCCAAGCGCAAGAAGAAGAAGAACCUCUUCGAGGUCGCUCAGUUCUUGCCCAACUGGGGAAUCGGCUACCACAUGGCUAAAACCCACUGGACUGGCGUAUCUUACGAGAUCACCAAAAUCAAUCUCUACAAGGAUGGUCGGCAUGGCAAGGCGUGGGGAAUCGUGCAUAAGGAUGGCUUGCCACCAGCAGAUGCGCCCAAGAAAAUGAGUGGAGUCCACAAGCGCUGUUGGAGAUACAUCCCAAAAUUAACCAAAUCAACUGGAAGCGAGUCAAGUGCGACUAAGCCGACAGAAAAUGCUUCAAAAGCUGACGCCCAAGUAGCUUGAUGGAAUUGCUAUAUUUUUAUUGGUAUCUUCUUAGAUGGGUUACUUGUCUUUCAUUAGCACACUUGUGCUGAUAUGUUUCGUCCACCACCGUGACAUCUUAGAUCUCUGAAAUUAGAGAAUUUUGGCGAUGAAACGGAUAUUUGUUGUCGGGUUAUUGUUCAAGAACAGAAUAAAUUUCUACAAUAUUGUGUCUGUUUUUUGGGCUCAAUCCUAUUUGAAAGUUAUUGAGGGUGCUUGGGGAGGUGGGGGGAGUGAGAGGUUUUUUCCUAAGGUGGCCCUAGGUGCUGUUCAGUGUAAUCCUAUUAUAAUUGCUUA
Messenger RNA from Morus notabilis, 942 nucleotides. RefSeq lists its product as uncharacterized. NCBI's taxonomy places the organism in Eukaryota, Viridiplantae, Streptophyta, Magnoliopsida, Rosales, Moraceae. Gene Ontology annotation, cellular component: mitochondrion. Gene Ontology annotation, molecular function: structural constituent of ribosome. The record is from RefSeq and is a predicted model, not a curated record. The coding region runs from base 148 to 627 and encodes 159 amino acids. The transcript has 3 exons.